Messenger RNA from Epinephelus lanceolatus (giant grouper), 1969 nucleotides. It is a transcript of the gene khk, whose product is annotated as ketohexokinase. Gene Ontology annotation, molecular function: ketohexokinase activity. Gene Ontology annotation, biological process: fructose metabolic process. The record is from RefSeq and is a predicted model, not a curated record. NCBI's taxonomy places the organism in Eukaryota, Metazoa, Chordata, Actinopteri, Perciformes, Serranidae.
UCUUGAGUGCCAACCCCACAGAUACAACAUACAUUUGCCACACACACUGACUGAGUUACUGAGUUAACAAGUUACUGAGUUAUAGAGGUAAUUAUUCACCAUCUGUUUAAAUGCAGAAUUUCUUCUGCUGAUCAAAGACAUUUUUUUUGUUUCUGUCCCAUAAGGUAAUAUUUACAGUGUCACAGGUUUCUGGUUGGUUCUGGGUGUGUGGACAUGCUGGACACAUGUUGGACACACAUUGGAUGGAGGACUUUGAGUCUUACAAGGAAGUCACUGAAGUAACUGAACUGUUUCAGGAAACUGACACAGAAUAGAAAUCAAUGACACCGCUGGUUAAAGCUCGAGAUCAUUAAGUCCUGUCAGGAUGGAUGGGGACAGUCGCCCCUGAAAGGCUCUUAUUUGAUCAUCUCUGCUGACAGGAAGUAGUGAGUCUUAUUGUGGAGAGUUGACCAGAUAAAGGGUGUGUGUGUGUGUGUAUGUCAGUCAGUCAAAGUCCAGUCCAGUCCAGACUGCAGCUGUGUGUGUGGAAAACAUGGAGGAACAGAAGAAGAAGAUUCUGUGUGUUGGUCUGGUGUGUCUCGACAUCAUCAACGUGGUCGACAAGUACCCAGAAGAAGACACUGAUACCAGAUGUUUGUCACAACGUUGGCAGCGAGGAGGAAACGCAUCAAACUCCUGCACGGUGCUGUCACUGCUGGGAGCUUCGAGCGCCUUCAUGGGUUCACUCUCUGCUGGACCUGUGGCUGAUUUUAUUUUGGAGGAUUUUCAGAAGUUCCAUAUCGAUGUGUCUUUGGUGUCUGAGCACGCUCAGUGUGUCCUUCCAGCCUCCGUGGUCAUCAGCAACAUCAGCACAGGAAGUCGCACCAUACUGCACAUGAACAGUUUCAUCAUGGCAGACUUCUCUCAGCGAAUGGUCGAUGUCUCAGCAGUGGUUUGGCAGGUCGAAGGUCAAACCCCGUGUGCGUGUUGUGUUGUUUGUCCGUCCAGCGGAUCUCGAACCGUCAUUCUCUCUGACAUGAACCUUCCUGAUGUCACUGCGGAGGAUUUCUCCAAAGUCGACCUUCAUCAGUUCAAGUGGAUCCACUGGGAGGGCCGAAAUGCCGAGGAGCAGGUGAAGAUGAUCCAGCAGGUGGUGACGUACAACAGCACGUUGCCACAGCAACAGAGAAUCACCAUCUCUGUGGAGAUAGAGAAGACCAGAGAGCCACUGUAUCAGCUGUUUCCUCAUGGUGACGUGGUGUUUGUCAGUAAGGACGUGGCUCGUCACUUUGGUUUCCAGACAGCUGACUCUGCUCUGAGAGGACUCUACAGUCGAGUCAGACCGGGGGCUGUUCUGAUUUGUGCCUGGGCAGAAAAAGGAGCGGAUGCUUUGUGUCCUGACGGUUCAGUCGUUCAUUCAGAUGCUUUUCCUCCUGAAUCUCUGGUGGACACUCUGGGAGCCGGGGACACGUUCAACUCUGCUGUCAUCUACACACUGUCCAACGGUGGGACCGUUCAGGACGCUCUGACCUUUGGCUGCAGAGUUGCUGGUAGGAAGUGUGGUUUCCAUGGUUAUGACGGCAUUGCUGCAGAGUUCUGCUCCUGACAUGGAUCGGAGAACUGAGGUUACAGUGAGAGGUUAUUCCCACUGUAAGAAACGAGGAGAUAAAAACACUGAAAUGAAAAUAAAGUGCUGAUUUUGAUCAGAGAUCAAACUAAAAAGUGAAGCUUCAUAAAAACUGUGACGUCAACAAAUGUUUACAACCUGAAAUUAACUGUUUUUUAGUUUAUAAUUAACUGAUGUAUAACGAUUAAUAAACAUGAUUGAUAACCGAUAGAUUGAUAAUCAAUUGUCAGCCGCUGAUGAUAAUCCGACGGUUCAGUUUUAAUGUACUGAGAUUAAAUGAAGUCACUUUUUUUUUUUAAAAAAGGAGUUUGUUCCUGACUUUUUUGCCUGAUGAAAAUAAAGUUUGUUUCACUGAUUAAUAAA